Molecule: messenger RNA, 3105 nt
Organism: Habropoda laboriosa
Lineage: Eukaryota; Metazoa; Arthropoda; Insecta; Hymenoptera; Apidae
Product: bromodomain-containing protein 4-like
Exons: 3
Coding region: 1-3105 (1034 amino acids)
Source: RefSeq, a predicted model, not a curated record
AUGCGUCCCCUCCAACUGAUUGUCGUAGUGGUAGCGAUCCUCGUCGUAGCGACCUUUGCCAAAGAUGAGUCCUCGAAAGGCCGCGAUAAGAGACAACAGGUUGCGUUCUAUCCAAGGAGAGGAGCCAGACCGCCACCCUAUGCGGUCCAAAUGGAGCCAAUCGUUCAAUAUUCCCAGAGAGAUCCACUCUACAAUCCUCUCGCGAGUUCCAAGAGCGACGAUCUCUACGAGGAGGGUCCGUUGAAUUAUUAUCCGACGGAACCGGAGCCUAUAAUCGAGAUUAUCAUCAAAGAAUCGAACGAAACGCUACCGACACCGGUACCACCGCCACCUCCACCACCACCAAGACCAACGAAAGAACCUAUACAAGUGUUCUACGUGAAGUACGAGAAGAAGAAAGGUUACGGGGAUAAGUCUCGCGUCGUCUACGAUCCACCGGUGCCAGCGCUCACACCUGUCGAGGAGCAUGAAGAGAUCAAGCCGGAUAACCCGGCGCCUUAUCCGGAAGAACCUGUUCAUACAGCAACACCGGCACCGCCAGAACCUUCUACGACUCUCAGAGCGAUCAUACGACCGGACAGUGAAGUGUACCACUCCGGGUCUAGCGGUAUUCGCGUCACCUUUGGCACCGACCAAGUGCCCCCUAACAACCACCAUAAGCGCAGCGAUCUGGAAGCGCCUCCCACUCAACAACAAGCCAAGCCAACUGCCACUUCUCCGGGAUCACCUAAAAGGCAACACGGCCCGUAUCAGCCGAUUCAACCGGUGCAUUCGAGAGUGCCACCAGCUUUUCCACAGCAGAGAAUCGCGAACUCCUUCCCGCAGCAACAGGCGCUCCAUCAGCCGCCACCUCAGCAGCAACAACCACCGUUGAAUUUCUUGCAACCACAGCCGCCAUUUUCGCAACCACCGCAGCCAAGGCCACCGUUGCAAAGGCUGCCGCAACGUUUGCCCAUAACGAUUCAAGGUUUGCCGGAUGUGCAGCAACGAUCGCCGUUCAACAACUUCGGUCCUUCUCAUCGUGUGAACAUCAACCAUCCUCAGCAACCAGGAUUCCCUCCCGCGUUGUCGGUUUCCCAUCAGAAUGUACAAAUACAGAAUCAACCUAUACCGUUGAAUCAAGGCAGUCCUUUCAGCGUAGAGCCACAACAGAGAUAUCACGAGCAACGUCGUCAACAGGAGUUGUUGAAACAUCGUGAACAUCAGAGACAGCAUGAGCAACAGAGACUGCAGGAGCAUCAGAGAUUUUUGGAGCAACAGAGACAGGUGGAGCAACAGAGAUUGUUGGAACAACAGAGACAACAGGAGCAGCAGAGACAACAGGAUCAUCAGAGAUUGCAAGAGCAACAGAGGAUACAGGAGCAGCAACAAAGAAUUCAAGAGCAACAGAGGCAGCAAGAACAGCAGAGAUUGCAGGACCAGCAGAGAUUGCAGGAUCAGCAAAGAUUGCAGGAACAACGCAGAAGAAAGCAGGAACAAGAGCAGAAACUGUUGCAGGAACAACAGUAUCGUUCACAGUUGAAGUACAAUCAGGCGCAAUCGGUGCCAAACAUACCUCAAGUACCGCUUCCACAAAUCCAGAAGCCCGGAGGAGAAAUUUUCAAAGCUGUCCCGAAACUCGAGCAACACUAUGCAAUUCGCGAAAAUCCACUUCAUCCCGGCCCCUUCCCGCCUAAUCCUAUUAUCCAACCAACUGGAUUCCCAGAAACUUCGCAGAAUCAAUACGUUUCCAGUCAACCGAGUUCGCCGCCAGAGAUUCUAAGGAGUCCACCGAGUGAUUUUAUAAACGAUCAACAGCAGCAUCUGAACACGAAGCAGCAAAUCGUCCAAAAUCAACAACAAGGAUUCUUCUCGCAGAAUCUUCAACAACAACAACCACGGUUCCCAGUAUCGCCUCAAAGAUCCUCGAUCUGGGGACGUCCGUCGUUCUCCGGAAACGGCGGAAAUCCUUCUCAGAAGAUAUACGCUACACCGGUAAGUCCUCAGGAAGAUUUCAAUGCCAUCUCGACGAUCAGACCGACGUUUAUCUCGAGUACAACUACCACGACGACGACGACAACCACUGAAGCACCAACGACGACGACGACGACGACUGAGUCUCCAAAGAACGAGGCGAAAAUUCGAGAGAACAUCGCUAAUCUACCGGAUGAAGUGCCGGAUGAUAUCAGGGAGCAACUGCUCAGUUCAGGCAUUUUGGGUAACGCCGACAUACAGAUACUGGAUUACGACAAGGUCGGCGACAUACCGAUAGAGAAACUACCGCCCGAGGCUUUGGCGAAUUUCUACGGCGCCGGAGGCGGUGCCGCGGUGGCUGCCAGCGAACCGGUCCCGUCGAUCGUCAAGAAGCCGAAAACGGCAGAGGAGAGCAGCUCGUCUUCCUCGAUCUCUUCUUCUUCUUCUCUUUCCACUUCUUCAGCAGUUUCGGCGAAGAAGCAACAGCAGCAGCCGUCUACUACUACCGGUAGCUCGACUAAGUUCGAGCAAGCCACCUUACGGCCAGGUGGAGUGGAGAUGAAAGUAGUACGCUUCGAUCCGAAUACGGAGCAAGGCCAGGCGCUCGCGGAUCAGCACAUACGCGAUGAUGCUACCAGGUUGAAUCCCGUAACCGUGGGAGACCGAGACGAGUCUCAAUACAAUCGUUAUUUACCGCUCAAAGUGAGUGGUGUUUCCUUCCCUAUUCCGGACGUGCCACAGCUUAACGGUAGGAAGAUCUCGAGCGUGGUCGUAUUGGCGCCUGUUGACUAUAACUUUCAAGAGGAGAAGGAAAUCGAGUCGAGGCAGGGCAGGAGGGUUACCGAUGUGCAGGCGGUCAAGUUUCUCGCUGGCGACACUCUCAAGCAACUGGUGAAAAAGCCAACCGCGGAGAAUUACAAGAAGUGGUUAGAACAGGAGAGUCGUACUGAGCCGCAAAAACAGUCAGUAGUACUGUUGGUAACCAUGCCAAAAGACGCGGACCAAGGCGAGAAAGAGAUCUUCAUGUACGACGUGGUCUCGCAGACAGUGAGCAAACUGGCUGGAGAUUUGUCUACAGCUUUCGUAGACGCUGCUGAAAGUAACUCUGAUAAUAACGACUCAUUGAACGACUCGAAUCUCCCAUCGUUAUAA